AUGAAAUCGAUUAAUUUUAUUACCGGGAAUAAAAACAAACUUUCUGAGGUUCAGGCUAUACUAGGAGAUGCUAUCGAAGUGCAAAAUGUGCCAGUUGACCUGCCCGAGCUGCAGGGCUCCGUGGAAGAAAUAGCACUACAAAAAUGUCGGAAUGCAGCCAAGGAGGUAAAUGGGCCAGUUCUAACGGAGGACACAGCCUUAGAGUUCAACGCCCUAAAUGGCUUGCCGGGUCCCUAUAUGUAUGGGGAAUCUGUAUUUCAUGAAAACAAUGCGACUUUUGGCUGA
Molecule: messenger RNA, 285 nt
Organism: Ophidiomyces ophidiicola
Lineage: Eukaryota; Fungi; Ascomycota; Eurotiomycetes; Onygenales; Onygenaceae
Gene: HAM1
Product: nucleoside triphosphate pyrophosphohydrolase ham1
Exons: 2
Coding region: 1-285 (94 amino acids)
Biological process (GO): nucleoside triphosphate catabolic process
Cellular component (GO): cytoplasm
Molecular function (GO): nucleoside triphosphate diphosphatase activity
Source: RefSeq, a predicted model, not a curated record